Messenger RNA from Lepisosteus oculatus (spotted gar), 2294 nucleotides. It is a transcript of the gene selenom, whose product is annotated as selenoprotein M. NCBI's taxonomy places the organism in Eukaryota, Metazoa, Chordata, Actinopteri, Semionotiformes, Lepisosteidae. Gene Ontology annotation, molecular function: oxidoreductase activity. Gene Ontology annotation, cellular component: endoplasmic reticulum lumen. The record is from RefSeq and is a predicted model, not a curated record.
AAUCGUCGAUGCAGUCCACAGACUCAAAUCAGUCCACACGCUGCAGUGGGCUUGCACGAGUGGGGAGUGUCCCGCUGCUCUUGGAGUAAGGCGCUCAGGCAGGGAGCUCACUGGCCUCUGCUGCGCUGAUCUUGUGUCGUCGGUUUCAGAGCAAGUGUGUGCACGAUUUCUGUUGUCAGCUCGCAGAUGGGCUGUGAAUCUGAUUUAUUGGUUGUAUUGCUGUACUUGCGUUACAGGCUAUUGUAGUGUGUGUGUGUGUUUGGGCUCCCUGUGUACGUGUGUGUUCCCUGCGUUACAUUCCGUUUGAAUCGGCGGUAGCAGGUCUUACCCCGAAUAUGUCCCUGAAUUAUCACAGUAUUUUCUCUCGCUUUUUUCUGGUAAUGGGAUUGGGGGGCACACAACGUGUAGCCUAGGGGCCUCUGAUCACCUUAAUCCGCCACUGGCUGUACGCGUUUUUUCUUAUUCGAUAAAUAUACAUUUUAGAUGCUUUUGAGCAACGGAAAAAAUUCCGAGCCCCGAGAAGAAUGGUUGAAUGAAACGCAUGCGUACUUCAGAGCCGCACAGUUUUCCGAGGGGUACUAAAUGGGAUGCAACACCAGGAUCAGGUUUCGUCCGUCCUCCUCGACACUUGCUGAGCCGCUGGGAGAGACACUGACGUGGCAGAGAUCCCGGACGCAUCCUGCAGCUCGUCUGUGUGCGUCAUCGAGGCACCCCGACUGGGACUCGGGGUUCAGCAGACGGUCCUCCCGCUAAUCCGUGCCUGUGUCCGGCGAGCUCGUCUCCCGGCCCUGUCCGCACAGCCUCCGGGCGAAGAUGUGGGUGCUGCUCUUUGUCGGGCUCGUCCAGUGCCUUUCGGCUUACGACGUGGAUCUGAAGAAAUUGGAGGGGCUUGCAAAGGCAAAGGUGGAGACCUGUGGGGGAUGACAGCUGAACAGGCUCAGGGAGGUGAAGGCCUUUGUGACACAGGAUAUCCCUCUUUACCACAACCUGGUGAUGAAACACAUUCCCGGAGCCGAUCCCGAGCUCGUCCUUCUGAACCACUACUAUGAAGAACUGGACCGGAUUCCCCUGACUGACAUGAGCCGCGCGGAGAUCAACGCCCUGCUGGGCUCGCUGGGCUUCUACAAGAAGUCCCAGCCGGAAGAGCCGGUCCCGGAGGAGCUCCGCUUCGCCCCCGCCAAGGACAGCCCCUGGAGCCGGAGCCCUGAGGCCCCCGCCAGCACCGGAGCCCCCCCGCCGGCGGAGGAGCCCCAGGACACCCCGGGCCCCCCGCAGCCCGAGCGGGGCCCCGAAGAGCACCACUCGGACCUGUAGGUCCAAACCCCUGCCAGCGCAGCGCGGAACCGUGCCCUGGGUCGACUGCGCCCCGGCGGUCGUUGACCGGUCGGUAGGAAACUAAAUAGUUGAGAUUUUAUCUUCAUUUGCUCUUAUGAACAGGCUCCAAAAUGUUGUAUUUGGGCAUAAUGUUGAUCCGUUGACCCAAACUGUCAUUUUUGGUGUAUUAUCUCAGUGAAUAUGUAUUCAGGAAGUGGACCUGUAGGGACUGUAGUGCAGACAGGGGGAGAUGUGGUCUGAUUGAUGCACUGCCACAGUAAGCAUGUAGUGUUGGCUCAAGUGUUCAUACUUCCCACUCACUGCCAUUUAACUGUCAUGGGGAACAACUUUUUCAUAUGCUGAAGCAGUUCUUUAGAUGUUGCAAUAAUCACAUGCAAGUUUAAUUAAAGAGUUCAAGUAGCCAAAAAAACAGAGCUGUAGCUGCUUCUAGAGCAGCUGUCAGACAUGAAUUUAGGGGAUUCAGGUCUCAUGGAGAGUCUUUAUAGAUCCAAAUGACAAAACAAAGAUGCUCAUCAAAGGCCAAAAGCACCACUGCAGCAGCUGAUCGAAUCACUACUGGGCAAAAUCCAAUAAGAGGGACCAAUAAAAUGGCACAGAUAGAGCUGGUUUACAGUCCUCAUUACACAUGAACCACAAAAAAGUCCCAGCUGUCUUAAUGUGCAAUAAAGAGUGCUAGUCAGAUCAUUCCACCUUGAGUGGAUUUUGAGCAGUUGUCUGACAAAGAAUGAAAAGAUUGUUGCAAACUGUUUUAGUUCGGAACAUAUGUAUAGACUGACUCCCUGGCAAUCGCUCCUGGGCUCUUAACCUCUUGCCUACAGCUGGACAGGAUGACGCCCUUUGCCGAAAGUCACUGAUAGGCUCAGGGCCGAUGUGUGUUCAGGGCAGCAGGGCCUGGAGCACACAGGAGAGAUACUGCAGAAGGAUUCUGAAGUCAAUAAAGCCUCACAACUGCUCAACUA